Molecule: messenger RNA, 3346 nt
Organism: Tripterygium wilfordii
Lineage: Eukaryota; Viridiplantae; Streptophyta; Magnoliopsida; Celastrales; Celastraceae
Product: receptor protein kinase TMK1-like
Exons: 2
Coding region: 179-3067 (962 amino acids)
Biological process (GO): protein phosphorylation
Molecular function (GO): protein binding; protein kinase activity; ATP binding
Source: RefSeq, a predicted model, not a curated record
GACCUCUCUAAUUCCAAACAAGAAUUCGUUACUUAGUAAACUCUCAACUCUUUAUGCUCUCUCUCUGUCUCUCACCUUCUCUAUCUCUUCAUUCCUUGACCUUCUAGCUUCUACCCAUUAAUCUCCCUGUGUUUGCUGAGCCUGUUCAUCCAUGAUUUGUUAAAAAGUUUGCAUCUUUAUGCUACAUCCUGAGAAAGGUUUUUUCUUUUUAGAGAUGAAGAAGAGAAGGAAUCACCAGAUUUUCUUGCUGUUUCUUGUUGGGUUUUCUGCAAUUUUUAUUUGUGCGGAGUCUCAAACAAACUUAAGUGUUGAUGCUACUGCCAUGCUUGCUCUCAAGAAGAGCCUUAACUCGCCUGAAUCUCUUGGGUGGUCCGGGUCGGACCCCUGCCAGUGGAAGCACGUUGGGUGCUUCAAGGAACGGGUUACCCGAAUACAAAUAGGGCACCAGAACCUAUUUGGUACACUCCCUCCAGAUCUUCAAAAUCUCACUCAACUUGAGCGAUUAGAGGUUAUGUGGAACAACAUUUCUGGUCCUGUACCUAGCUUGAGUUGGUUAAGUUCACUGAAAGUGGUUAUGCUAAGUAAUAAUCGAUUUUCUUCAUUUCCCAGUGAUUUCUUCACUGGAAUGUCUUCUCUGCAGUCCGUGGAGAUUGAUAGCAACCCAUUUUCUUCUUGGGAAAUCCCAGAAAGCUUAAAAGAUGCUUCCAGUUUGCAGAAUUUCUCUGCGAAUUCAGCCAACAUUUCUGGGGAAAUUCCGAACUUUUUUGGGUCGGAUGUCUUCCCGAGUUUAACCAUAUUGCAUUUGGCCUUCAAUAGACUUGAGGGUGGGCUGCCCUCCAGCUUUGCUGGUUCUCAGAUAAAUUCAUUGUGGCUAAAUGGGCAGACUAGUGCCGGUAAACUCAGUGGGGGGAUUGAUGUUCUGCAGAAUAUGACUUCUUUGAAGGAGGUUUGGUUGCAUUCAAAUGGGUUUACGGGUCCUUUGCCAGACUUCUCUGGUUUGAAAGAUAUGGAGAGCUUGAGUUUGAGGGAUAAUUCCUUCACUGGCCCAGUUCCUAUUUCUUUGGUGAAUAUUAAAUCUUUGAAGGUUGUGAAUUUGACUAAUAAUUUGUUGCAAGGGCCAAUGCCUCAGUUUGGCGCUUCAGUAUCUGCUGAUACGACUGUGGGUUUAAAUAGCUUUUGUUUGCCACUUCCUCAUGACUGUGAUUCGAGGUUGAAUACAUUGCUUUCCAUUGUGAAAACGUUUGGUUAUCCUCGAAAGUUUGCGGAGAGUUGGAAGGAAAAUGAUCCAUGUGCAGAUUGGAUUGGGAUUAGUUGUAGCAAUGGAAAAAACAUUACUGUUGUUAAUUUCCGGAGGAUGGGCCUUGUGGGUACAAUAUCUCCUGAGUUUGCUUCACUUAAAUCAUUGCAAAGAUUGAUUCUUGCCGAUAAUAAUCUCACUGGUUCCAUCCCAGAGGAACUUACUACUCUGCCCGCACUUAAAGACCUUGAUGUGUCGAACAAUCAGAUUUAUGGGAAAAUCCCACCUUUUAGGAGCAAUGUGAUUGUGAAUACUAAUGGAAACGUGGGUAUAGGAGGGGAUAAGAGUGUCCCUCCAACUCCUGGCUCUCCAUUUACUGGUACAUCUAAUAACACUGGUUCAGGAACUAUGGGGGGUUCUGUAAAUGGUGGCAAGAAGUCUUUAGGUUUAGUUGGAGUGAUUGUGUUUUCUGUGAUUGGUGGUGUGUUUUUUAUUGUCUUAAUUAGUUUGUUGGUCUUCUGUCUGUACAAAAAGAAACAAAAGCGGUUCAGCAGAGUACAGAGCCCAAAUGCCUUGGUGAUUCAUCCUCGAAACUCUGGGUCUGAUAAUGGAAGUGUUAAAAUCACAGUUGCUGGCUCAAGUGUCAGUGUUGGUGCUAUUAGCGACACCAAUACUAUUCCAAGCAGUGAGCAAGGUGACAUGCAAAUGGUAGAGGCAGGUAACAUGGUCAUUUCUAUUCAAGUCUUAAAGAAUGUGACCAACAACUUCAGUGAGGAAAAUAUAUUGGGACGAGGGGGUUUCGGAGUGGUCUACAGAGGCGAACUACAUGAUGGUACGAUGAUAGCAGUGAAGAGAAUGGAGUCGGGGGUAAUAACUGCAAAGGGGUUAGCUGAAUUCAAGUCUGAGAUUGCUGUUUUGACUAAGGUUCGACACCGGCAUCUUGUUGCACUUCUUGGCUAUUGCUUGGACGGGAAUGAAAGGCUUCUUGUUUACGAAUAUAUGCCUCAAGGGACACUAAGCAGGCAUCUCUUCAACUGGGUGGAAGAGGGAUUGAAACCCCUAGAGUGGACAAAAAGGUUGACUAUAGCCUUGGAUGUAGCAAGGGGUGUUGAGUAUCUUCAUGGAUUGGCACACCAAAGCUUUAUUCACAGGGACCUAAAGCCUUCGAACAUUCUUCUUGGGGAUGAUAUGAGGGCUAAGGUUGCAGAUUUUGGUCUAGUGAGACUUGCUCCAGAAGACAAAAACUCAAUCGAAACGAGAAUAGCUGGAACUUUUGGAUACUUGGCACCAGAAUAUGCAGUUACAGGCAGAGUGACAACCAAAGUUGAUGUAUAUAGCUUUGGGGUGAUAUUGAUGGAAAUAAUCACAGGAAGAAGAGCUCUAGAUGAGACCCAGCCCGAGGAGAGCAUGCACCUUGUAACAUGGUUCAAAAGAAUGUUCAUCAACAAAGAUACAUUCCGCAAGGCCAUUGACCCAACAGUUGAUGUCAACGAAGAAACACUUGCGAGUAUCAGCACUGUUGCUGAGUUGGCAGGUCAUUGCUGCGCUAGGGAGCCAUAUCAAAGGCCUGACAUGGGCCAUACUGUCAAUGUUCUAUCUUCUUUAGUCGAGCUUUGGAGACCGACAGAUCAAAACACAGAAGACAUAUAUGGCAUUGACCUAGACAUGUCAUUGCCACAAGCACUAAAGAAGUGGCAAGCUUAUGAUGGUAGAAGUAACACGGAGUCUUCCUCUUCUUCGCUCCUUCCAAGCUUAGACAAUACCCAGACAAGCAUUCCUACACCCCCAUCUGGAUUUGCCGAGACAUUCACAUCCGCAGAUGGGCGAUGAGUACGCAGGUCUUGUAUAUGAAGGUGAUGCUGCUUCUGUAUGUUCAUCCUAUUUACUUGUUUUUGGUUUGUUUUCUUUGUCAGACUGUCUAGACCCAACAUUCCUCCCUCCUUUGUCCCACUAGUUGAAACUUAGUUUGCGCUUGUUAUUAACUUAGUUUUCUUGGAACUGCAUGUUAGAUGAGAUUCUGAAGAGAAAGAAAAAGGUUUGGCCUUCAGUUCUGCUUUGUAUUUCUCAUCUGGUAGUGGUUUUUGUGCAAAGUUGCCAAGUAUUGGAUAA